CACAAGUCGAUCUUCACAUCAUUAAUCAAGUUUCCAACCAUGGCUUCAAGAACUUCAAGCCUCAAAUUCUUCUCACUACUAAUUUCUUCACUUGCCAUUGUUCAAAUGGCAAUGGCAGACCCGGACAUUCUUACCGAUUUCAUUGCCCCAAAUAAGACAGUAGAUGGAAACUUCUUCACAUUCACGGGAAUGCGUGUUCUUGUUGGUGGAGACGAGCCUAAAACUUUCACAGUAUUGAAGGCAACCUUGGCAGAGUUUCCUGCUCUAAAUGGGCAGAGUGUUUCAUAUGCAGUCCUUGAAUUCCCAGCUGGCACUACUAAUCCACCACACACUCAUCCUCGCUCUGCCGAGCUCCUCUUCCUCAUUGAGGGUGCUCUUGAAGUUUGCUUUGUCGACACAAAGAACAACCUCUUUACUCAGACUCUUCAGACAGGUGACCUGUUUGUGUUUCCCAAGGGACUUGUGCACUACCAAUACAAUGCUGAUUCACAAAACCCUGCUCUAGCAAUCUCUGCCUUUGGAAGUGCAAGUGCCGGAACUGUGUCAAUCCCUACCACUUUGUUCGCCACCAACAUCGAUGACAAUGUCUUGGCUUUGUCCUUCAAGACUGAUGUUGUCACGCCCCGAAUUUUGAAUAACAAAUUCAAAUCCGAAACAUGAAUUAAACAACUUAAACAAAUAAACGUUCUGAAUUUUUUUUUCUCAGAAACAACCUCGCCACUCACGCUCAAAUUCAAAACUCGAAGACCUCGAGUUAAUUAUUACAACUCACUCGUACAAAGUAAAUUGUAAAGCUCUAAUGAGCAUAACAAACCUCACAACUGAAAAUCAGAGUAUUACAAAGCAGCUACUCUACACGGUUCGAUCACCUUCCUGAAUUCUCCAGUCCUGUAGGAUUAUCCGCUACACCGUUUGA
Rosa rugosa (rugosa rose) is the source of this 916-nucleotide messenger RNA. Its product is annotated as putative germin-like protein 9-2. Gene Ontology annotation, cellular component: cell wall. The record is from RefSeq and is a predicted model, not a curated record. NCBI's taxonomy places the organism in Eukaryota, Viridiplantae, Streptophyta, Magnoliopsida, Rosales, Rosaceae. The transcript has a single exon. Bases 40 to 660 code for a protein of 206 amino acids. Gene Ontology annotation, molecular function: manganese ion binding.